AGUGGCUGAAAGCGGCUACGCCGAAACCGCUUCUUGCAGACGAGAGGCACGAAAGCGCCGCAAGUAUCUCGCGUGCGGGGUUUUUCCUCUUUCAUUUCUUCGACUACGUUUUAUAUUGCCUAAUGACUCGGAGAGAAAAAGAAAUGUUGGCUUUUCGCGAAGUUUAUCGUACGUUCGUAGCCGCUACACCGAGUGUCUGAAGUCAUCGUGACGCCGAGAGCUUGAAGCAGUGAAACUAGCGAACGUCCUGUCGCGGUGCGAUGACCGCCUCACCGAUUGCAGCGGCGGAGUCGCCCAGUGGCGUCGUAGAACGAAGGAAGCAACGGUGAGCGAGUGAGUGAGUGAGUGAUCGGACCGUCUUGAAGCGCUGGCGUGUUUCCCGCCCGCCAAACAGCUGUGUUUCCCCGGCGUUCAAUUAUGGGUCUGCGUGCAUGUCGGUGGUGGCGGGGUGAGGAGGAAACGAUCGCAGGUCGAGCGCCGACUCCCCAAAACGCGCUGUCUUCUCGUGCCACUGAAGCGAGGCCACCAACCUCACUUCCGACGACGCUUUCGUCGCAAUUCUGACGACUGACAGCUUGAACGUGCCUUCUCAGGGCUUUUCGUGGACUACCGUUCAAUCACCAUGCCGACGGGCAAACGCAUCAUGAAGAGGAUCGUCACGUAUUCACUCAUCCUCGGCCUGCUGGCGAUAUGCGUGGCGUCUAUGCGUGGCGCCCUGAUGCCCAAGACGCUGCCGGGCUUCCGCUGCGACGACCCGCACAUCCGGCACCCGUUCCGGGGAGACACCGUCACCCUCACGCAGAUCCUGGCGCUGGUCAUCGUGCUGCCGGGACCCCUGCUCUUACUGGUGGAGCAGUGGGCCGACGGUCCCGUCCGCUGGCCGCUGGUCCGGUCCGCGCUUCGCCAUUACGUGCUCGGCCUGGAGCUGGUCUCCGUGGCCAUCGAGGUGGUCAAGUCGCUGGUCACCAAGCCACGCCCACACUUCCUGGACUCGUGCCGACCCGACUGGGACAAGCUCGACUGCUCGCAGGGCGUGGUGACGCAGUACCAGUGCGCCAAUGAGGAGGCUUGGAUACUGGUCGACAUGUACAAGUCGUUUCCCUCCGGUCACUCGGCGCUUGGCUUCUACCUUUUUACAUUCGUAGCGGCUUACUGCGCCGUGCGGCUGCCUUCGCUGACGUCCCGGUGGUCGCGCGGUGGCUGCCGCCUUCUACAGCUGUGCCUGUUCGUGCUAGCCUGCGCGUGCGCCGCGUCUCGCAUCUACGACCGCCGCCACCAUCCCGUGGACGUCGUCACCGGGGGUCUGCUCGGCGUGCUCGGAGGACUGGCCACGGUGCGGUGGUUCGUGUCUAGCAGUCGACAUCGCAUCGAAUCUAAAGCCCAGUGAAAGAGAGCGAGUGAAAGAGACAACACGAGACUCAGCGUGACCGUUUUACAGCCAUAGUAGUGAUAUAUCAUACACAUAUAUCUAUUCAAUUACGCC
This is a messenger RNA of Rhipicephalus microplus (southern cattle tick), 1483 nucleotides long. RefSeq names its product phospholipid phosphatase 3. Gene Ontology annotation, biological process: phospholipid dephosphorylation; phospholipid metabolic process; signal transduction. Gene Ontology annotation, cellular component: plasma membrane. The record is from RefSeq and is a predicted model, not a curated record. Lineage: Eukaryota; Metazoa; Arthropoda; Arachnida; Ixodida; Ixodidae. Gene Ontology annotation, molecular function: phosphatidate phosphatase activity.